AAAAAAGUAACGGUGCGCGCGGAAAGAGGAGCGCGAGGAAGAUGGGCUGUGAGGAGCGCGCGCACGGGAACUUCUAAUCCACUCCACAGACCAUCCGAUCAGCGUCUGGAUCAUAGCGUCAAAGAUGCCUGUGCUGGAGAGAGAACCAUCCAGAGACAGCAAUGUCCUACCCAAAGUACCUGUACCGGACCUGCAGCAAACUCUGUCUGCGUACCUGAAGUGUGUGAAACACCUCGUCCCUGAGGCCCAGUUCCAGAAAACCAAAGCCAUGGUAGAGAAGUUCGGCAAACCAGGAGGAACAGGAGAGAUGCUCCAGAAAAAGCUGCUGGAGAGGAGAGACAAGACCGAGAACUGGGUUUAUGAUUACUGGCUGGAGGACAUGUACCUGAACAACAGACUCGCACUUCCUGUCAACUCCAGUCCCGUCCUGGUGUUUCCCAAACAGGACUUCAGAGACCGAGACGACUCGCUCAGAUUUGCUGCUCAUCUCAUUUCAGGAGUGAUGGAAUAUAAAGCCAUGCUGGACAGGAGGACUUUACCCCCGGAUUACGCUCGAGGUCAGCAGGCCGGCAGUGAGCAGUGUAUGGAGCAGUAUUACCAUCUCUUCACAUCAUACAGACGACCUGGACUGAAAAAAGACUCGCUGAUCACACAGAGCAGCACAGGAGCCGAGAAAACCCCUGAACCCGGACACGUUAUAGUGGCCUGCAGCAACCAGUUCUUUGUGUUAAAUCUGAUGGAGAAAUCCCGGAGGCUGAACGAGAGCGAUGUCCUAACCCAGCUAGUCAGGAUCAGUAAAAUGGCGGAGCAGGUGGAGGAGAAACGUCCCCCCAUCGGCCUCUUCACCUCAGACGGCCGGACCGAGUGGGCUAAAGCUCGAGACGUGCUGCUCAAAGACCCAGUGAACCGGGAGUCUCUGGAGCUGAUGGAGCGGUGUGUGUGUGUGCUGUGUCUGGAUGAACCCACUGGAGUUCAGCCCACUGACUCCAACAGAGCGUUACUCAUGCUGCACGGCGGCGGCCAUGACAAGAACGGCGCCAACCGCUGGUACGACAAGUCCAUGCAGUUCGUGGUUGGUGCUGAUGGUGUGUGUGGCGUGGUGUGUGAACACUCACCAUUCGAGGGGAUCGUCCUGGUCCAGUGUACUGAAUACCUGCUAAAGUACAUGACCAGAAGCCCCAGUAAGCUGAUGAAGAGGUCGAGUGUGACUGAUCUCCCAGCUCCACAAAGACUCUCCUGGAAUUGUUCUUCUCAGAUCCUGAGCAUGCUGUCGUCCUCCGCUAACAACCUGCAGAGGCUUGUGAGAAACCUGGAUAUGGAGGUUUUCGCAUUCAGAGGUUAUGGCAAGGAGUUCAUCAAGAAGCAGAAGAUGAGUCCUGACGCUUACAUCCAGAUGGCACUACAGCUGGCCUUCUACAGAUGCACCAGGAGGUCGGUCUCCACCUACGAGAGCGCCUCCACUCGCCGUUUCCGUCACGGCCGCGUCGACAACAUCCGCUCAUCCACUGCCGAGGCGCUGCACCUCUCCAAAGCCAUGACAGAUGAGGGAGCGUGUGUGCAGGACUCAGAGAAGAUGGAGAGACUGAGGAAGGCUGUAGACACACAGACCCAAAACACUAAGAUGGCCGUUACAGGAUUGGGAAUAGAUAAUCACCUGCUCGGGCUUCGGGAAAUUGCCAGAGAGCUGAAGAUGGAAACUCCAGACAUUUUCACAGACGAGACGUACCACCUCAGCAACCAGUUCAUCCUCUCCACUAGUCAGGUUCCUACAUCAGUAGACAUGUUCUGCUGUUAUGGGCCGGUGGUUGCUAAUGGUUACGGGGCGUGUUAUAAUCCUCAGGCUGAACACAUCCUGUUCUGCGUGUCCAGUUUCCGUGAGUGUGUGUCCACGUCAUCUCUGCUGCUGGUGAAGGCUCUAGAUCAAGCACUUAUAGACAUGAGGGAGCUGUGCAAUAGAUGCAGUGCUGUCAGUCAGAAAGAGGGUGGGGCUAAGCCAGCCACGCCCAGGAAGUAAGUCAUGAUAAGUUGACAGGCUAUCGUCCGUUAUCACUAACCUCUUUGGGAUUGUUUUAUUUGAAAGCGCUUUCUGCUAGCUAGCUUUUAAUCAAUUCUCGGUAGUGGACUACUGAUGAUUACAGCGCAUUAAGGUCUGAGUCCUUCCGGUUUCAUGUGCCAAUAAUCGGUUAUAUGAUAAAUUAUGAUAUCAAUCACACCAUAUUAUUAUCACAGACACUUAAAUAGAUCAUCAUUGAUGUUGUGUUCAUCUAAAGCUGCCUUUAUUCUGCAGAAUUCUCAGGCCAAUUUUGCUGUCACAGAUAAAAUUUCCACAUCGCUAAAGAAUGAUUUGAUCUUGAGUUGAGAUUGGUGGUCUUAGCACACAUAAUGCGAUGGCCGAUUUAGUGUCACUGCGACCACAACAAAGUGCUAGUCUAAAAUCCACCAAUAGGAGGACGGCAAACUCAUGGGACAGCUACAAACAGGGUAGCGGCAAUGGCAAAAUGUAAACAAAACAGCUAAUGGACUGAAAAACCUCCCUGUUACCUCAAACUCACUUAUGUUUGUGUUUACGCAAGCCUGUUUUCUUCAUGACCUCAUUUCCGCAUCAUGCUGCUCGAUGACAUAAGCAGAACAUAGUCUUUUUGUUUAUCAUUAGAGGAGCUUCUUUGUAUAAUCUGACAUAAUCUGACAGAAAUAAUCUAAAAAGAUGUGCAGAGUAAAACCAGGUUAAGUUAAAAAGAUAGCGAGCUAGGUAGUAACUAAACGUGAAUGCAUGCUAGAUAGAAGUGACAAUGCAUGACAGCUGAAUCCCACCAUCACUUCCACGGUUUAUUCAUGGUCAAAAUGCUGACGAGUGCAGCUAAACAUAUCUUAUAUAUUUCUAAAGUGAUAUUAACCAUGAUAAAAAAAAAAGUCAGGCAAUCAUCAGAGCAUUGUUUGGAAAUUCUGAAAAAAAUAUUGGCACGUCUGGUUUUGUGUAAUCCAGACAGAGCCUAUGUAUGUGUUUAGUUUUAUACAGAUAGAUUUGCUUACUUCUUUUAGAAAUAAAAACCAGGCUCACUACAUAGUAAAAAAAAAAAGACAGAUACUGAAUAUGAUUUGCAUAUCCUGUGUGAGAUGGUUCUAUAAACUAUGGAUAGUUCUCAUGUCGCUUUGUUGCCAAUUCAUUCCCUCACCUAAUAAAUGAAGCCCUGCGCUGUAGUGUUAUAAACGUCGCCCUGUUUAACAGCGGGAAACUGUGUGUAGAUACUGUGAUGGACUGAACACUGUGAUACUCGGUCGUGCCAUUAUCACACCCCGAAUUUAUCCCUGUUGUACAUCGUGUAAUAAAAACAAGUGAAAGUUAGUAGUUCAGGGCCUCUUUGAAGUGGGAUAUGUGCAGAACUUCCAGUUAGCAAACAAAAGUCUAAGGGUGCGUCUCAGUCAGUUCACUAGGUGGUGAAUCAGUAUAUUGUGUACAUGAGUUCGGACUCUGGUAAGGACCCUGGCUCACUACACACUGGUACAAUGAUGACUCAAUUUCCAGCGACGUGACUAUGUACUCGCGUUGUAAAACAUCACCACUGGCAUUUAUCAACAACAGGCAGGACUGAAAUCUUUCUGACAUUAAUGUCAUGUAAACUUGUUAGCUUAAUCACACAUGUUUCUGUUAUGGUACUUCAAGUAGGAUCGUAGGCUAGCUAGUGGAUUUUUUAAAAUCAUUAAACACUUAAAAGUCGAUAGACUCAAACAAACCGUAUAUAGAACGUCAAACAAAGUUAAAAAUCACUAACGUAAGUAAUCAUUUGAGAGCUGCAACAACGAUAACAAGCUACUUAUAUUUGUAGAUAAGGUUGGCAGAGAGUUUGUCCGCCAUUUGUUUUGAGCUGAGAGGCUUCAGAAAAUGAUAUAAUUUCCAGUAAGGGAACAUAGUGAGCAUCGAUGCUCCCUGGUUUUUGUGGUGCAUUGUGGGAUUUUUUUAGGAAGCGAAUGUUCCAGUGAACUGAAAGGAUUUUGAGAUUGAGACAGCCCUCAAAAUGGCCGACUCUCUGAUCAGUUCUGAACUAGGGACCUGACUGAGACGCACUCUAAGUGUUUGCUGUUUAUAGUGUAGUGGGUCAACCCUACGCUUUCUGUGUUCCCAAAGUCCUGUGUUCUGAGGGUCUUCUUUUCCCAGGGACCUGCAUUGCCAUGGUCCUGUUUCCAGAGUCUUAUAUUCUCAGGGCUUUAUGUUUACAUGGUCCCAGUUUCCUACUAAACCAGAUUGCCAGGUUUCUAUUUUACCAGGAUCCUAUGUUCCCAGGGACCAAUGAUUCUAGGGUCAUAUAUUUCCAGGGACUCAGGUUUCCAGGAUUCUUGAUGGAAUGCUCCCAGAGGUAUAUGAUGUUUUCAGGGUACCAUGUUUCCAGGGUCAUAUGUUCGCAAGGUUCUGUGUUUCCUGGAUUCUGUAUUUCCAGGGUCUUAUGUUUCCAAAGCGUUAUGUUUGUAGGGUCCGAUGUUCCGAGGGUUCUGUGUUUCCAGAGUCCCAUGUUUCUAGGGUCCUACAUUUCCAGCUUCUGGUUUUUCCAAGGUCUUAUUUUUUGAAGGCUCCUUUUUUUUUUCCCCAAGGUCCUGUGUUUCCAAGGUCCUAUAUUACCCAGGUCCUGUGUUUCUAAGGUCCUGUGUUCCCAAGGUGCUGUAUUUCCAUGAUCCUAUGUUCUGGAGGUUUUGUAUUUCCAUGGUCCUAUAAUUCCAGGGUCUGAUGGUUCUAGCAUCCCGUGUUUCCAAGGUCCUAUGCUUGUAGGGUCCUAAGUUUCCAGGGUCUGUUUUAUAUACAAUUAUACAUAUUCAAAUAUUAUGUUUUCAGAAAAUUGUGUUUAUUAAAUCAGUUGUAGUUUCCACUUACAGGUCUUUUAAAGAAAGGCUUUGUUGGAAAUUUUGCACAUAUCCUGCACAAGGUAUUAUGAGGCUCUUGCAGUUAAUUCAUAUUCAUUUCCAAAUGUGUAAAGAGUCACUGAUUAUGUGCCACAAUCCAUAAACAAAAUGUGAAUUUGUGGUUAUAUUUAAAAAGGUUAGCAAUUUCUUUUCAAUUUCAGUGUGAAUAGAAAGUUUGCCGUGAAUAGAAAAAUGUCGUGUCAGCAUGUCAGGUUAAUCUGUAGAUGAGAAAGUUUUAACAUUUUUGCUGAAUAAUAAAAUGAUCAGAUCUGUUGAUUACAGCGAUUAACACAAAUACAGAAUCAUUAUAUGAUCAAGUACUUGAACUAAAAUGAUUGCAAGAGUUAAAAUCAAACGAGUUGCACUUUAUGUUAAAAAAGUAUAUAUUGUAAAGACUAUAAACGAUGUGCAUUCAAAAUACAUCCAGCAGUUUACUGUAAUGUUAUGUGCAGUUAUAAAUCUAUUUUUGUUGUGUGUCAACCAAAAACAAAACAAAAUACACAGCAAUAAAUUCAGAGGCAAACCUAUUUAUAAUGUAUAUGUGUAUAUGUGAUCUACGUAUGCGUGUUCCUGUGAAAUGUUGUAAACAUCCAUAUAUAAGUAUUUACAUAGAUUUUAUAUAUAUUUACAUAAUUCAUGAUAUCUGGUUACCUUGUUACAUUUGUUAGAAAACAUGUAGAAUAACGUCAAAUUAAAUAUGUAGGUUGGAAAUUAAGGGACAUGAGGGGACCUAUUUACAGGAUUUAUUUUUGCUCAUUUAAAAACAAAAAAAUGAACUACAUUAAAAUAGUAAAAUAAAAUGUAAAAAGUUUCCAAAAGGUCUAUUAUUACCUAAUGUCCUGUACAAAGUAUAUAUAAUUUUAAAUAUAUUUUAACAAAGUUUUAAGGUAACAAGUUAUCAUAACCAACAACUUUAUCAGUUGUGUUACUACAUUUUCCUUUUCAUGGUAAAUGUCUAUCAGUAAAUGUCUAUCAAUGAAAUUAAAAAUGAAUAAAAUGUUCAGUGUAUCUGUUUUAUGUGUUUAAGAUGGAUGUGAACAAAGAUUUGUGGUAGAGUUUAUUUUAUUUUGUUUACGUAUUAAAUUGUAAAUUAUCUAAACAUAUGUGUUUAUGUGAAUAUAUAAAUGCAUAAUUUAUUUAUUCUAUAUUUUUACUCAUGUAUUUAUUAAAUAAAUGUUAAUUUAUUUCUCUGUGUAAUUAUGCAAUACGUGUUAAAUUCUACUUGCUCACUCACAUGCUUGUUUCUUGCUCAUUUAUUAGGGGUCCAAGCACUGAAGUUUGUUUUUGUUAGGAUUUUUAGGAGUCCUCUUAUUCCUUGGCUUAAGGUGAAUUUAUGGCAUGAUGGACUUUUUUUUUUUUUUUUUUUUGCUAAUUUGCAUAAUAUGAAAAACCUACUUUUGUGAAUUCGUCAUUGGAUUUUUGGUCCAUGUUCACAAUUUUGGUGUGACACAGCAGUGUGAAACUCAAUUAUCAAAAAAUGGUGACAUUUGUAAACAGAAUGUCAAUCAUUUCUAAUAAGGCGGAGUCAAAAUUAUUCUAACAGCUGUAACUCAUGACUGCAUGAAGACAAGAAGUGGCCACUGGGGCAUUAUUUGCAAGGAGUGCUUGGACCCCGAAGUUUGCUGCUUACAGCCAUAUUUACUUAUAUUUACUUUUUUUCUGUAUUGAAUGUGAAUGUAUUUAGGUAUUUAUUUAUUUAUUUAAAAUUUUGCCUAUUUAUUUAUUUGCUUGUUUUUGUAUUUUAAAAAAUAUUUACUAUACAUGGUUUAAAAUAUUCCAAAUAAAUAUAUACAUUUAUUAUUAGCUUUGUUUAUUUUUUAUGUAUCAAUGUCUACACUACAUAGUACAUUAUAUCAUACAGUAUCACCUCGUCCUGUUUUAUUUUUAAAUAUUGUAUUGUAUUAAUAUAAUGUGUAUAAAAUUUCCAGGUAAAUGUGUUAAAAUGUCGCUGGUGUCUGUCUGAUGUUUGACGUGUUAGUGCCAGUGUAGUGAUAGUGUUGUCAGAGUUUAUAUUUAUUUAUGCAAACACUAAGAAAUAGUCUAUUUAUUUUUGCAUUUCCAUAAUUCUGUGUGCCAUCUAUUUUUUAUCAGAGUACAGAUUCUAUUUAAUUGCUAAAACAUAACAAAAAAGGGUUUAUCAUAGAUUCUGUGUUAAAAGAAAGAAAUGUGUUUAUGUAAUAUUACAAUAAAGAUGUUUAUGAGAGAUGACAAA
This is a messenger RNA of Pangasianodon hypophthalmus (striped catfish), 7102 nucleotides long. Its product is annotated as choline O-acetyltransferase. Gene Ontology annotation, biological process: neuromuscular synaptic transmission; acetylcholine biosynthetic process. NCBI's taxonomy places the organism in Eukaryota, Metazoa, Chordata, Actinopteri, Siluriformes, Pangasiidae. Gene Ontology annotation, molecular function: choline O-acetyltransferase activity. Gene Ontology annotation, cellular component: neuron projection; cytoplasm. Bases 125 to 2014 code for a protein of 629 amino acids. The transcript is spliced from 15 exons. The record is from RefSeq and is a predicted model, not a curated record.